Molecule: messenger RNA, 764 nt
Organism: Melanotaenia boesemani (Boeseman's rainbowfish)
Lineage: Eukaryota; Metazoa; Chordata; Actinopteri; Atheriniformes; Melanotaeniidae
Product: flocculation protein FLO11-like
Exons: 4
Coding region: 48-764 (238 amino acids)
Source: RefSeq, a predicted model, not a curated record
CACACACUGAGAUCUUUGUCACAAACUGCUGGAUUUCCUGCAGAAAGAUGGAAACGCUGCUCGCAUUCUGCCUCGCUCUCAUGUUCAGCUCCUCAGUUUUGUCCACGACUCUCGCUCAGGUUGGCACCGAUGUCCCGUCUGGUUCCAGUGACGCCACAACCAGUCCGGUUGUAGUCCCACCUGGUCCCACUGACGCCUUACCGGUAACGCCAGGACCCGCUACCACGCCAACCACCGACAACACAACGGCCACUGUUACCAUGACAACCACCACCCCAGACCUCACUACACCAUACAGCGAUGGCCCCUCCCACGGGACAACCGUCAGUACUGCUGCCACGGCAACGGCCAGCUACUCAUCUGCUCCUGCCUCCUCUGGGAAAUCAGAUACGAGCCUGAACCCGAUGUCCAGCCCAACCUCAAGCCCGGGUACGAGCCAGACCACGACCCUGCCGGCAGCCCCUAACUGCCUGGGGGUUCCCGGGUGGGGGAUAGCCCUGCUGGUCCUGGCGGCGGUCGCGCUGCUUCUGCUCCUCCUGCUGCUGGUUGGUCUGCUGGUGUGGCUGUGCUGCCGGCGGUGCAAGAAAGGCUUCAGCCCGUACGAGAACCCGGCCUACAGGGACGACAUCCCGCUGUACACCACCCACAGCCGCUUCGACGGGGUCAACGGGAAGCCCAUCAGGAUCGACCUGCUGAAUCUUUGUCUGGCAGCAGACCUGAAGAAGCCUCUGACUGAACACUGUUGUUUCCUCACGGUGUUCUGA